AUGGGCAAGGCUUCUAAUGUUGUAUUUGAUCCUCUUCACAACAGCUGUUGUGAUUUGGAUAUUGAGAAAAACCCAGAACUGGAGAAUUUCAGAAGUAUUUUGGAGUUUAUGGGUCGUAUUCCCAUCCAGAAGGCAUUGACUAAACAAAGGCCUUUAUACAAAUCUCAUAUCGAGCGUUUCUGGAAGAAUGCAAGUUAUGACGAUCAAAGCAAAGUGAUUUCAUCAGUUGUUGAAGUUCAUGGCAAGUUAGAAAAGAUUUUAGUCACUGAAGCAUUGAUUCGUGAAGUCAUUAACUUUCCUGACGAGCCAGCUUAUCCAACGAGAUUUCCAGAAAGAAUGGUGAAAGGGUGUAUGUUGAGAAUGGGAUAUACUGGAGCUUUAAAUGCCGGAAACUAUUUAAAGUCAAAGUUUCAGAAACCUUACAAGUUUUUGAUUCACUGUGUACUGAUUUCAUUAAGUCAUGCUAAAGGAGGAUUUGAUGCAAUGCGCGAUUACCAAAUGAAUAUGAUUACGACAUUGGUGUUGAACAAAAAGUAUAAUUUCUCACAUAUAGUAUUCCACUAUAUGGCUGAGAAUAGCAAGUCAGAUCUCAAGACCUGGAUGUAUCCAAGGUUUGUACAGAUGUUGAUUGACCAUGCGUAUCCAGAGAUUGAUCGAGAUAUUAAAGAUGAUUUGUUGGUGCAAUCUCACAUAACCAAUAAUACACUGAAGCAGCUUGUGAAAUAUCAUCCGAAUCACCCAGAGCCAACACUUGUUGUCGAGCCUUUCGGUUUUAUUAAAGAUGUUAAAUAUGUUGAUCCAGAUCCAGUUAAUCAUCAGAACUGGAGAAAUGAAGUUGAAAUGAAAGAAGCAAGAUAUGCUGACGAGCUGAAAAUUCUUAAAGAUUUCAAAACUACUAAAAAUGAGUGGUAUGUGAAAGAAACCGGAAGAAGAUGUAGAAUGGCAACUCCUAUUGUUCGAGAAGGUGAAGGAUCUUCUUCGCAGCCUAAGAAGAAACAAAAGAAAGCUGCUCAAACAUUGUUAAUAGAUGAACCUGAAGAAGAUAAUCCUGUGGUUGCUGUUGAGAAAGAACAAGUUGUAACUGCUGAAGACGAUCCAUUUAAUGUUGAUCAAUUGUUUGAUACAGAUGUCUUGGAAACAAGGCCAGAAAUUGUUGCUGAUGUUAAUAAAGUGGUAAAUGUUGAAAGUCAGAAAGAGAAAAAGAAGAUUGUUGAAGAUGUUGAGGGAUAUGAUGUGAACAAAGAUACUACAAGCUCCUCGGAUUCUUCAGAUGAAGAAGUUGUUGAUGAGACUGAACGUUUACGAAGGAUUCAGGAGGAAACAGAAAAAGAAAAGUUGUUAAGAAAAAGAAAGAGACAAGAAAAAGACGAUGAUGAUGUGUAUGUUCCAUCUCCAGAGCAUUUCUCCGAGUCACAAUCUCCUCCUCGUGGGAGAAAGAAAGCUGGAGCUCGUAAGAAAGUUGUUUCUCCAAAGUUAUGCAAAGUCACUCCAAAGAUCAAGAGUUCAAAGAUUGUGUUAAAGAAGAAACAAACAAAAGAAUCCAAGAAACCAUCUACUCCACCACAUGAUCCAACACCACCACAAUCACCAAUCCAAUCUCCACCCCUACAACCUACUCCACCACAACAAUCCUCACCACCUAAACAACCAUCACCACUACAUCAUUCACCACCACCACAACAACCCUUUCUCACCUCAUAA
Messenger RNA from Helianthus annuus (common sunflower), 1701 nucleotides. RefSeq lists its product as uncharacterized. The transcript has 2 exons. The record is from RefSeq and is a predicted model, not a curated record. The coding region runs from base 1 to 1701 and encodes 566 amino acids. NCBI's taxonomy places the organism in Eukaryota, Viridiplantae, Streptophyta, Magnoliopsida, Asterales, Asteraceae.